AUCAAGGAAACCCAAAACCGUUAAUAUUCAAGAAAGAGAGAGCAACAUAAUCCCUCCGUUAGCUAAGGAAUAUUUUUCUUUUUAGUUAUUGGUUUAAUUUAUUAUUAGAUUACAUAGACCUGGUUCGCUGAGGGUUAAUGUUCUUGAGAUUUUAAUAGAAUUGAAGGUAAGGGAUUGAUUGAUUCAUGAGAAAAGAUGAAAUUUUGCAAGAAAUAUCAAGAGUACAUGCAAGGCCAAGAGAAAGAACUACCUGGGGUUGGUUUCAAGAAGCUUAAGAAGAUUUUGAAAAAAUGCAGGACAGAUUUUGAAUCCCAUCAAGAUCUUGAUGGGUCUUCUCCUGAUGCCCAACACUGUCCUCAUCACUGUCCAGGUGCAUUGUGUGAUGGAACCUUCUUCCCUUCCCUUCUCAAGGAAAUGUCUGCAGUGGUUGGUUGUUUCAAUGAUCGAGCCCAGAAAUUGCUCGAGCUGCACCUUGCUUCCGGCUUUAGAAAAUACUUUAUAUGGUUCAAAGGAAAAUUGCAGGGAAAUCAUGUUGCUUUGAUGCAAGAAGGCAAGGAUCUAGUUACCUAUGCACUUAUAAAUGCGAUUGCAGUACGAAAAAUUCUAAAGAAAUAUGAUAAGGUUCAUUACUCGAACCAAGGACAGGCCUUCAGGUCACAAGCCCAAAGUAUGCACAUUGAGAUUCUUCAGUCUCCAUGGCUUUGUGAGCUUAUGGCUUUCCACAUCAAUUUAAGGGAAACUAAGGUCAAGUCAAAUAAUAAGGCCCCUGCCUUGUUCGAGGGGUGCUCACUAACAUUUGAUGAUGAUGGCAAACCAUCACUCUCUUGCGAGCUUUUUGAUUCUGUCAAACUUGAUGUUGAUUUGACUUGUUCAAUAUGCUUGGACACAGUGUUUGAUCCAGUUUCUCUCACAUGUGGCCAUAUAUUCUGCUAUCUGUGUGCCUGCUCCGCUGCUAAAGUGACCAUAAUUGACGGACUAAAGGCAGCAGAGCCUAAAGAAAAAUGCCCUUUAUGCCGAGAGGCUAGAGUUUAUGAAGGCGCUGUACACCUGGAAGAGCUUAAUAUUUUACUGAGCCAGAGUUGCCCUGAAUAUUGGGAGGAACGGUUGCAAUUGGAAAGGACAGAGAGGAUUCGACAGGCAAAGGAGCACUGGGAAUUUCAGUGUCGAGCAUUCAUGGGUGUGUAGAAUAGUAAAUACUUCAGCUAGAAACUAGAUUAAAUCUAAUAACAUUUUGCAGAUCUUGCCAUAAAAUUCUCCCUCUUACUCUUUUUUACGACAGGAUUGAUUUAAAUUGUGUGGAUGUUAUGCUCUUUGGCAAGGUGCUUGACUUGGCAAAAAUUUUAUAUGUAGUUGUUUAUGUAUAAAUGUUUAGACGCAAAAAUUGGGACAGAAAAUGGAAUGUUGUGUUUCUGCUGCGAA
Molecule: messenger RNA, 1419 nt
Organism: Jatropha curcas
Lineage: Eukaryota; Viridiplantae; Streptophyta; Magnoliopsida; Malpighiales; Euphorbiaceae
Source: RefSeq, a predicted model, not a curated record